Saimiri boliviensis boliviensis (Bolivian squirrel monkey) is the source of this 2748-nucleotide messenger RNA. Lineage: Eukaryota; Metazoa; Chordata; Mammalia; Primates; Cebidae. The record is from RefSeq and is a predicted model, not a curated record.
UUACGGGGCUGACUGUGCCUCCUUAGGACCAGCUCCAGCAGAAGAUCAUGUGCCCUGGGCCUGUCACCUGUCUGACCACGUCACCCAACGGCCUCUACGUCCUGGCAGGAAUUGCAGAAAGCAUCCACCUGUGGGAGGUCUCCACCGGGAACCUUCUGGUCAUCCUGAGUCGACACUACCAGGACGUCUCCUGCCUGCAGUUCACCGGGGACAGCAGCCACUUCAUCUCGGGGGGCAAGGACUGCCUGGUGCUGGCUUGGAGCCUCUGCAGCGUGCUGCAGGCUGACCCCGCCAGGAUCCCGGCGCCCCGGCACGUCUGGUCUCACCACACGCUCCCCAUCACGGACCUGCGCUGCGGCUUUGGGGGCCCCCUGGCCCGGGUGGCCACCUCCUCGCUGGACCAGACGGUGAAGCUGUGGGAGGUCUCCUCGGGGGAGCUGCUCCUCUCCGUACUCUUUGAUGUGGCCGUCAUGGCGGUGACCAUGGACCUGGCCGAGCACCACCUGUUCUGCGGGGGCAGCGACGGUUCCAUCUUCCAGGUGGACCUGUUCACCUGGCCGGGACAGAGGGAGAGAAGCUUCCAGCCAGAGCAGGACUCCGGGAAGGUCUUCAAAGGGCACAGGAACCAGGUGACCUGCCUGUCAGUGUCCACGGACGGCAGCGUGCUGCUCUCGGGCUCCCACGACGAGACCGUGCGGCUCUGGGACGUGCAGAGCAAGCAGUGCAUCCGGACGGUGGCCCUCAAAGGCCCCGUCACCAAUGCCACCAUCCUGCUGGCACCCGUCAGCAUGCUGAGCUCAGACUUCAGGCCCAGCCUGCCGCUGCCUCACUUCAACAAGCACCUGCUGGGCGCCGAGCACGGGGACGAGCCGCGCCACGGGGGCCUCACUUUGCGCCUGGGUCUCCACCAGCAGGUACAGCCCCCAGCAGGGAACCCCCACUGCCCUUUGGUUUCGGAAGUCCCCGCGGACCCUGGCUCCCUUGGUCCUGACGCCCGUGCGGCGUUUCCCCUGGCCCGGAACUGGAGGGCACAUCAUGCGGGCCGGAUGGUGACGCUCCGUGAGGCCUCUGCACACCCUCAGUGCGGACUCAGAGGCUCUGAGAAGUUAACCACCCCUCGACUCCGGACAGCAGGUCCGAGCUGCGCACCCCACUCACCGGCCUUUCCGCCACCGGAGAUCUGACGGUCAGCCAGGUCUUUCUGCAAAGGGCUGAUGGCCCAUAUUUUGGGCUGUGAGGGCCAGAAGUUUCACGUCUGGGUUGCUGAAGGUGCAGGAGCAGCCGUGGGGGCAGGGAGGGGGUGGGGCCCUGGUGGCUGCAGGUUUCUCCCACGGGGGCUCGGGGCAGCCUCUUGGCCUGGCCGAAGUCACACCCUCCCUCCCUGCAGCUCAGCACCAUCCCCUGCCCUGUGCAGGUACCCCUGUGGGUUCCCGUGCCUUCUGGGAAUAGCGUGGCUUCCAGAAUACUCCCACCCCAGCCCCAGAACCCUCACAGAAGCCAUUGUGGGGGACUGGGUCGGGCUGAGGGGUCCUUGGGCCUGGGGAGGCCUCCCAGCGUCUCUUCCCGCCACAAGCCCCGACCUUCGGAGCCACCUGCGCCCUUGCUGUUUCAUGUCCCUGUCUGUAUCCCUUGCGGGCUGUAGCGCGUGGCAUUUCUCCCCACGCGCUCUCCUCUCACCUGAGUACAGAUGCAUUUCUUACCUGGAGGGUGCCCGCCAGCCCAGCAGGCCCUGCACCAGGAGGCGCCGUGGUCUCCCUCCUCUCCUCUGUGCUGUUCAGCGGAGUGACGCUCUGUCUUCCUACAUACCGAUGGGCACCGGGGUGGGCAUCUGCAGGCCCCUCGGACUACGAGGAGGCCAGGAGCACAGGCUGGACUGACCACUCACAGGGUGGGUGCAAGGGGGGCACACCUCUGUGUUCAGGAAGUGCCAGAACUUUCGGAGUGAAAACAGGCCUCCAGUAGCAUGGAGCCAGCGCCAUGCUUGGGUGCAUGCCCAGCCAUGUGCCCUCCCCAAAACCCCUCCUCAGCUGGCUUCAGUGGGAUUCCGGAGGCAGCCAGGCGAGGCCCUCCAGUAAUGCCGCGACCUUUCCCUGGCUGCCCCACCCGGCUCCCUCCCAGCCGUGAUGGUCGCCAGCUCUCUGUGACCUUUGUUCCAAUCCAGCUGACACUGGGGUGUCGUCCUGUCCCACAAACAGGCGCUGAGGUGCCCAUGGCAGAGUGGAGGGUGGAGUACCUGAUCUCCGACGCCCCACAGCAAUGUCCCUUCAUGCAGCUGGUCCCUAUGCACAAGGCAGGGACUUUGCUGGGCCUGCAAGACCUUCCCACGGCUACAGGUUCUCACCGUCUACCGGGCCCUGUGUCCCAGGGCCUUCCCAGGUUCACUGGUCUUUCCAGGCCUGGCCAUCUGCACCUCCGUCCGCAACCCCAGGGACUCCUUGGGUGCAGUCGUGAGUGGAUCUGGGGUGCUGGGUGCUGGCUGCUGGCUGCAUGGCCAGAGUCAGGGUUGUGAUCUUCAGGCUCGACAGAGGUGAACGCUACGGCCUCAGUCUCCCUUUCUGUCUGUAGGCGUCCCGGUGGCCCCUCCCUGGCAGAGUGGCUGCCCAUGCUAUUGGCGGUGGCAUGGGCGGAUCGUGCGGUGUGUGGGUCAGGGCACGCUCCAAGGUCACGCGGCCCCCUGUGUUGCAGGGCCUGGAGCCCAGCUACCUGGAUCGCACGGAGCAGCUGCAGGCAGUGCUGUGCAGCGCCAUG